UGAAAAUCAAAAUCGAACCCUCAAAGAUCAAAGCGACGGCGAAGGAGAGAGAGAAAAAAAAAUUAGAGACGGUGGCGAUCGAAACCCUGUGCCCUAAUUCGAUCGGAAUCUUGAUUCGCCGCCGUACUACGUCGUCGCCCGGCGGCGGAAAUGUGCGGUUGGGGCGAUGCGUUUAAUCCUCACCGUCAUGUGUUCAUUCAUCCCUUACCUUUAUUCUUCUUCUCCUCCUCCUCACCGUCCUUGCUCUUCUCCAAUCUCUCGCGCUCGAAAUCGUCGUUGUCGUCUCACUCGUUUCGCCACCGCAUUACUCGCUACCUCCGCUCUUCUUCUCGCCUCCGUCGCUUGGCUCUCUCUCGUCUUCUCUCCGACCACUUCUCGUUGCUGGCAUCUCCUUAAAGAUUGGGAAGACAAUCAUCUCUGGAACAAACGGUAUCAUCGUACUCCGAUUGAUGUUCAUCCUCCUCCUCCGCCGUCUCUUCCAGCUCUUCCUUUAUCCGAUCAUGAAUUUAGAAAUCGUACUCUCUCGGAGAUUGAUAGACUUGAUCUGUUGUCUCUGCAACACUUGAUGUUUGGUAUUGCUGGAUCUUCACAGCUUUGGGAACGUCGUAAGGAACUUGUGAGGUUAUGGUGGAAACCUUCUCAGAUGCGUGGUCACGUUUGGCUUGAAGAGCAAGUUUCUCCUGUAGAAGGUGAUGAUUCACUUCCUCCUAUCAUUGUCUCUGAAGACAGUUCUCGUUUUCGUUACACUAAUCCCACUGGUCACCCUUCUGGGCUUCGCAUUUCCCGCAUUGCGAUGGAGACUUUUCGGCUUGCUCUCCCUGAUGUUCGGUGGUUUGUUCUUGGAGAUGAUGACACUAUCUUUAAUGUUCACAAUCUUGUUGCCGUAUUAAGCAAGUACGAUCCUUCUGAGAUGGUUUAUAUUGGAAACCCUUCGGAGAGUCACUCUGCUAACUCUUACUUCAGUCAUAAUAUGGCUUUUGGAGGCGGUGGCAUUGCCAUUAGCUACCCUUUAGCGGAAGCUCUAUCUCGCAUUCACGAUGAUUGCCUCGAUAGAUACCCUAAGCUAUAUGGCAGUGAUGAUCGUCUCCACGCCUGCAUCACCGAACUUGGAGUUCCUUUGUCCAGAGAGCCUGGCUUUCACCAGUGGGAUAUUAAGGGAGAUGCUCAUGGUCUCUUGUCCUCUCAUCCCAUUGCACCUUUUGUUUCAAUUCAUCACGCUGAAGCUGUUAAUCCUCUCUAUCCGGGAUUGUCGAUAAUAGAUAGUUUGAAACUCUUGACAAGAGCUAUGAGUCUGGAUCCCAGUAGUGUUUUGCAGCGAUCCAUUUGCUACGAUCAUACACUCAAACUGACAUUUUCGAUAUCUCUUGGUUAUGUUGUACAAGUUUUCCCCAGUAUCGUCCUACCACGGGAUCUUGAGCGAGCUGAACUUUCUUUCUCUGCAUGGAAUGGGAUAAGUCAGCCAAGUGAGUUUGAUCUUGACAUAAAGCUUCCAAUUUCAUCUCUCUGUAAGAAGCCUAUCCGCUUCUUCUUGAAAGACGUUGGACGAAAAGGCAAUGCUACACUCGGAACGUACUUGAGAUCCUCGAUAAAGGAUGAUUUGAAGAGGAAGCUUCUAUGUUUUCCACGCUCUCUUCCUCUGCACAAAGUGGAAAAGAUCCAGGUCCAAGGAUUUCCUCUGAGUAAAAAUUGGCACUUGGCACCACGACGGUUGUGUUGCAGAGCAACCCCAACUUCUACUAAUGAGCCGCUCAGAUUAACAGUUGGGCAGUGUGGGAAGGUAAUUUUGGGUUCCACGAUCAGUUCCCAAUGAGUUAUGGUGGAUACUGGAUCUCUAAGGAUGUUGUUCCAGCUCUAUCCUGUGCUUGUACAUAGGUAAGAUCCAGUUCCUUAACUGUUGUCUGACCUUAGAAUGCUAAUCCCCAAAUUGAGUUUGUCACUCUUUUGUUUAUUCCACUUUUUUGUUUUUGUACAUCUGAGAUUUCAAAACUCAACUCUUCCUGUUGAGAUAACGAGUGUAAUGUGUACAACAACAAAUCUUUCUCACUUAACUCUAUCUAUCUGUGUUAAGAAUGGUUUUGUUUUUAUUCCCCA
Camelina sativa (false flax) is the source of this 2091-nucleotide messenger RNA. RefSeq lists its product as uncharacterized. Lineage: Eukaryota; Viridiplantae; Streptophyta; Magnoliopsida; Brassicales; Brassicaceae. The record is from RefSeq and is a predicted model, not a curated record.